AAUUGGAUAGGAACUAAAAAGUGCUUUGUGUAGUUAAAGAAACUUGGCCUUAUCACCCACCCCUCUCAUUGGUUCCCUCUUGUUCCUGAAUCUAUCGACCGGAGUUCGCGCACAGCAUCUCAAAACUUUCUGAUCAAGUCGCUCCGUCGGAACUUAGGGACAUCAUGGCUGACAAGGAGACCGAACCGACCGUGCCGGCUGAGGACGACGAGACCGACCUGAACUACCAGCCCCCGGCUCAGAAGUCCCUGCAGGAGAUCCAGGAGCUGGACAAGGACGACGAGAGCCUCAACAAGUACAAGCAGGCCCUGCUGGGAGCUGGCCCUGUAGUGGCUGAUCCCACCAUCCCUAAUGUUCAGGUGACCAGGCUGACGCUCAUAUGUGAUGCGGCCCCUGGGCCAAUCACCAUGGACCUCACAGGUGACCUGGAAGCCCUGAAGAAGCAGAACUUCACCCUGAAGGAGGGUGUGGACUACAAGGUGAAGAUCCAUUUCAAAGUCAACAGGGACAUUGUGUCUGGACUGAAGUAUGUGCACCUGACCUAUAGGAAAGGCUUGAGAGUGGAUAAGGCAGUGUACAUGGUGGGCAGCUACGGGCCACGGGUGGAAGAGCACGAGUUCAUGACCCCCUUGGAGGAGGCCCCUAAGGGCAUGCUGGUGCGGGGCGGGUACCACAUCAAGUCCCACUUCACCGAUGAUGACAAGACCGACCACCUGUCCUGGGAGUGGAACCUGCAGAUCAAGAAGGACUGGGAUGAGUAGGGCAGGCUCCGCCCCCUUCAGGCAGGCACACCCACCCCCCAGCCCCCACCACCGUGCGUGACUAUGACACGCAUAUCCAAAAAAUAAAAACAAAUGUACAAGGAGGAGGUUGGGUUGUGUCUAGAGCCGUGCAGAAAAAAGAAAAAAAAAAAAAAAGCACACGCAGGUGAUAAGUGUAUUAAUCUGGGCCUAAGUUGGGGAAGUGGGUGGGGCAGUGGGUGGGGUUGGGACAGUGAGUGUAGUUUGGAUGGACAUGCAGAGUAGUGACAGAGAGGAGAAUCAGUUCAAAAGCCAGUGAAAUUGUGUAAAAUGUUUUCUUAAAUAGUUGAAAUCCUUGCACUUGUAUGUAGUAGACCCUUUUUGAUGUGUCUAGGCCAAUCAGAGACGAUUGUGGGAGUUGCACAAAGAGAAAAAUCAAGAUGGCCCUUUCAAACCCAUAAUCUGUGACCAAAACAUUCCAUACCGUACAUGUUCCCAGCACUGAUUUAGACUCCUUUACUUGAAGCACUGUCUGUGUCCCGCUUACUGCAUGCUUUGAAUACAGAGAAGAAAUGAGUUAGAAAGCCUUCUGGCAUGUGACCUACAGUAUGAACAUAAUCUAAUGAAGCCCACGUCAAAGGAAGCGAAGAUAAGCCCAGCCUACCGGGCACCGGAUGAGAAAUCGUAAUAAAAACGGAUGAAACUAGGUUAGUGCAGGAGUCGCUCCCAGGUCCUUAGUAUAGAAUUGUGAAAAUAAUUUAAUAUUGUAAAGCUCUCUCAGUGUAGAUGCUCCCCCCAGUGAGGAAAAAAGCUUUGCUGAUGGCUUGCUCCAUGGUGUUACCAUCCUCAUCCUCCUCUGGUUUUCUGCAUCUCCAGAUUCCAAUGUCCUGCGCUCAAGUUACCUUUUUUUUUUUUUAGUUCCCCAAAAAUAAAAACAUUUAUAGAUGAAGAAAAACGGAAAGAAGCAAGAAAAAAAAUAAAUAAAAACAAGUCUUGAAAUAAAGAGGAAUUGUACAGAAUAGAGAUGCACCACAAACAGUUUAAAUGGUCGUUGUACUUAUUCGUGGUGAUUUAUCCACUUGACACAUUAUCCAGGGUUUUGUUUUCAUUUGCCAAGGCUAUGCUAUGGUAGUCAUUUACUCAAGAAAGUAUUUUAAAUCUCACUAUUUUGAUUAACAGACACAUCAUAUUCCAGGUAUAAUCUGCACUGAAAUGCAUUUUUUGUUUAACACUGAAUGUGUAAUAUACCAAAUAAUAGUCAGAAUGCUCUAUGAUAUUUGUUUUGUUGACGCUUACAAAAUAUGGAAGAAUGCCUUUGAGAAAUGUAAGAUAUGCAUGCAUAAGCAAAAUAUUUUGCAGAUAUUUGAGGCUACUAAAGGAAGUGUAUGGGAGUCUCUUUAGUAUGCUCAAUAGUAAAUUCCUGUGGCAUCUUCAUUUUAACAAUGGAUGUGGAAAAGCUGAAAUGAUUUAAACAAAACAGCAGGUGAAGAUUUUUGCAGUGUUGUGCAAAUAAAAUGUUGAUUCCUUUUUGUUGCAAUUUUCAUUUUGAUUACCGUAGAAUUAGAUGUACAAAAAAUAGAAAAAUAGAAGUUUGCAUUCAGUCUGUUCUGAUGUUCAAACUACAUUUUUAUUUUUUAAAAGGAUAAAUAUUGUCAGUGUUGAUAUACAUCUAAAUGUCAUUCAGAAUAAGUCAGAAAAUUAGAAUGUUGGUGAUAUUGUCUUGUGUCCUGCAUGAAUAUGAGGAAUUCCUUUUUUUAAGAAGUUUACUAUAAAUGUAAUGUUUUUUCAAAAACCCUGAUAAACUGCGCAAAUUAAACGUUUGUCUGAAGAUGAAUCACUUCAAGUGUUUUUUCCCCUCUGUUUUUAAAGUCCAAAGUAUGAUAAAGUGGUCAAUAUUCUGUGUUAGACUUGGAUUUGCACAAAAACCAUUGAAUGAUUAUCGCUCCUUUCAAUAUUAUUAUUGACAUUUAUGUGUAUCUUUUAAUAAAGUCGGGAUUUGAUCAG
This is a messenger RNA of Anguilla rostrata (American eel), 2744 nucleotides long. RefSeq names its product Rho GDP dissociation inhibitor (GDI) gamma (gene arhgdig). Gene Ontology annotation, molecular function: Rho GDP-dissociation inhibitor activity; protein binding. Gene Ontology annotation, cellular component: cytoplasm; membrane; cytosol. The transcript has 6 exons. Lineage: Eukaryota; Metazoa; Chordata; Actinopteri; Anguilliformes; Anguillidae. Gene Ontology annotation, biological process: Rho protein signal transduction. The coding region runs from base 165 to 761 and encodes 198 amino acids. The record is from RefSeq and is a predicted model, not a curated record.